CGAAGUUACCGCAGCACACCCACCCCGACUGCUCUUUCGUUCUGUUGGAAAGUUGACUGCCAAUCUGUAACUGGAGAACACUCGAGUGCUAGUAGGCACGUUGACACACCCUAAAGUUACCGAUUUAUUUUGACAAAGAACUCCGAGCAAGGAAUUAGUUAAAAUAGCCAUAUCGAUCCAACAUCGGAUAAUUCAGGAAAACUUUUGUUUUCUUUCCUAUUCAGCAGACAUGAAAUCUUGCUUAUGGAUUGCGUUGUUUGUAACUCUUGCUAUAGGGACGAAAACACAGGUCUUUGAUCUUGCUGAUGCCUUAGAUUUUGAUAACCCUAAGGCAACUGCUAUUCCAAAACAGCCAAAGAAACCUGCAAAGGAUCCCAGUCCAGGAGGUGGAUUUGAUCUAUUUGAUGCUCUUGGUCCAGAAGAGCCUGAUAAACCAGCUGGGAUCCCUCCUAAAGAAGGUGGAACGAAUCCCAAACCUGCCCCUCCACCUCCCGCACCUGUAGAUCCCAAAAAACCAGCUGAUGAUGCGAUGGGUUUUGACCUGUCUGAUGCCCUGGGUCCAGAUCCCGUACCGGGUAAACCAGCUGUUGUUCCACCUAAAGAUGGAGGCACCGGUGGCGGGUCCUUCGGAGACAAUGACCUGUUUGAUGUGAGCGACAACGGUGGCUACAAGCCUGAUCCCGGCAAGGGAGGUGGAGGAGGAGGAGGAGGAGGUAAUGCUCCUGCAGAUCAACCUCAAGAUGUAGAAGCUGGAUCUGGUCAGAUCGCUGGCGUAGUGAGUGCAAUAGGAGUGGCCCUCCUUGGUGCUGCCUCUAGCUACUUUGCCUACCAGAAGAAGAAACUGUGUUUCAAGAUUCAGGGAGGUGUAGACCCAGAAAGUGGAAAGAACGCACGUGGAGCUCGGUCUGAUCCUCAAUAUUAGGGCAAAGGAGCCCUCGGAAAAAGCGAUGAGCAACUUGCUCAGGUCAUUCUAACUUCGAUCAGGUCAUCAUAGAGGAGCCUCACCUUUAGCAAAGAAACACCUUCUUCCAUCAGCCGGUAUCAACUGUCUGCCGGAGACGUCAAUGGGCAAAAAAACACACAAUAAAAUCUCUAUAUAUUUUUUACAUUUGUCUUUCAUUUGUAAUUUAACUUUGGGAGAAUGUUAGUUAUAUGUUUUAUUUUUGUUGUGUGUGCCUUAUCUAGCUGUGUAAAGACACUUAGAUAGAUAUACAACUUGAAUACAUGUUUUUUUGCAUUGAAGAUCUGUCAAUCAUUUUCAUUGUAUAUUGUACAGUACCAAACAAUUGUCUUUCGACUUGCUGACUUUUCAUCACUUUUCAUUUCAUUUUCAUUUCAUACUUUAGUAGGCCUAGCUAGUAUCCCCAACUACAUUUUUACAUUUGACUGUGUUUACAUUCCACAUAGCUUUCCUAUUUGUUUGACUUUAACUGUCUCCACAUAUAUUACAUUCUGAUUGGCAGUAGGGUCUCUCUUUUCGUCAAAUAACAGCGCUUGUUUUUAAAUAUAAUCCUUUACCAAAGGAUUUAGAAAUGUUUGAAUAGAUUAAGGUAUGAUGAAAAAAAAGUGCCUUAGAGAAAGAGAUUAUUUUGGUGGAUAUGAAAAGAGUGUGUAGGGUACUAUUUGGGAUGAGGAUUGGUUUCAGGCUGAACUUUUAGCUGCGUCACGUUUUGUCUUCUACUAAGUUAAUUGUUUGGGGUGCAAGCCACUCGUUAGUGUUUAUGUGAGGAAAGAUAACAUAAAUGCACAUGGUAAAUAGACAUAAAUAUAUUUUUUAAAUGCAUUGUGCAUGUUUAUUUACAAAAUAACAUUUAUACUGAGAAGAGAAGUGGUUAUUGUAUGUUGUAAGUUAUACUUGUUUAAGAUUGUUAUGAACGAUUGCUUGAUUUCUGAUGCAAUACAGAUAAGAAUGGAAAUCGAUACCUGGGGUUGAUACCAAACUGGUAAACUGGAAUGUUCUACCGUGUCACUUGUGCUGUAAAUGCUAAUGAAGAAUGCAUAUAAAAGCUCUGCUGCUUUUUUGCUGUGUGAUAUCUGCCAUUUUAGUUCUCUUAACUUUCAGCACAUGUAAUUAAAACCUUUUUAAGUAACUGUAACUGAAGAAGUGUUACUGCUUAUUCUUUACCAAUACAGGAAAUCAUUUGACUUAGUUGAUUGUAGUAUGUUAGUUUUGUGUGUUUUGAAGGAAGCUUGAUUCCUUCUCUGAAAGACAAUGGAGGGCUGUCGAUAAUGUACCUUAUUGUUAUCAAUAAAGUUAACUUUUUACAAUUGA
Oncorhynchus gorbuscha (pink salmon) is the source of this 2272-nucleotide messenger RNA. RefSeq names its product CD99 antigen-like protein 2. The record is from RefSeq and is a predicted model, not a curated record. Lineage: Eukaryota; Metazoa; Chordata; Actinopteri; Salmoniformes; Salmonidae. Gene Ontology annotation, biological process: T cell extravasation; positive regulation of neutrophil extravasation; homotypic cell-cell adhesion. The transcript is spliced from 14 exons. The coding region runs from base 230 to 922 and encodes 230 amino acids.